AAAAAAAAAAAAAAAAAGAGUAAAAACCAGAAAAUUUUAUUGGCUAAGAAGAUGAAGGACGAUUGUCUAUCCGAUGUCCAAGGUACGGCCCCCAUGCCCAAGACCGCCGAUUGAUGAAAGAGACGAACAGUUCUUGCAGCUAGACUUACAUGGGAACAGCGUCAACGAUAAUCUAAGAGUUCAAGAUAAUGUAAUGGCAAUUUCAACGAGGUUGUUAUCCACCUAUCCAAGAACCAGUAAGCUUCAAUCUCCAAAUUAUGCGAAAACAAGAGGUUCGGUUUCGGGCCUCGUGGCAUGCUUUUACGACACUUAUGUGCUCCAUGGUCAACUUCACCACCAGUAUUGUUCCUGCUAUGUGACCAAACCUUCAGUGCUAAAAAACUUCAAGAAGAUGGCCUUGUCCAUUAGGGGUAGUGUAGAAGGGAGUCCAUUUGAUCCUCCUUCAAAUAACUCCAAUGGCAGAACGAGAUUGAUACGGAUUAUUCAAGCUAUUCAAACCAAGUUGAAUGCGAGAAUCAACGAGUUAAGGAAAAAUCUUCCAUUGAAGAUACUGUUCUUCUUGGUUGGGUUUUACAGUGCAACUGCAUUUGCAACUGUGAUUGGUCAAACAGGUGACUGGGAUGUUCUAUCUGCUGCAUUGGCUGUGGUUGUUGUGGAGGGGAUUGGGGCCCUCAUGUAUAGGGCUUCUCUUCCUCUUUUGAACAAGAUUAAAGGCCUCAUAACCAUGUUCAAUUAUUGGAAGGCUGGACUGUCCAUGGGUCUUUUCUUGGAUUCUUUUAAAUUUGAAAUGGAUGAUAUUUUUGGGUUACAUAACCUCUUCCAUUUAUACUUAGAAAAUGUAAUUCAUAUAAUUUAUUAACACAUUCAAAUUCAUGGCCGUAUAUCUUCAAAUUCCA
Molecule: messenger RNA, 896 nt
Organism: Benincasa hispida (wax gourd)
Lineage: Eukaryota; Viridiplantae; Streptophyta; Magnoliopsida; Cucurbitales; Cucurbitaceae
Source: RefSeq, a predicted model, not a curated record